UCAAUUUGGAAAUGUUUGAUUUUGAGCUCAUCAUUUAAGGUGAGAUACUAGGUUAGCUAGCUAGCGAUAUUGUAACGCAUCUCAUGUACGGGGACACCCCUAAGUGAAUACACCCAGAACCUUUUUCACUAUCUUGCUGAUUAACGUACCUUUGUUUACCGUCAUAGCUGAGACGGGGUUUAUUAUGACUGAAAACAUUUUCUUACCCAUGUUAGCUAGACGCUCCUUGUUCAUGUGUCGACCUAACGUUACAGGUAAUGUUUAAAGGAAUAAUUAAAUUAGCUAAAAUCGAAAUAAGUAUUGGUAGAGAGUGGUGGCUACCGCCCUUGGCAGUGUCGUUCGUUUGAAGUCACAAAACGUGCAUCAGCAAUCGACAUACACACCGACCCUGAGGUGAUGAUGCAGAACGGCACCACGGGGACCCUUCGAUGCACCUUCAAGUCGAGCGAAGUGGUCAGCAGCGCCACCACGGUGAGCUGGAGCUUUCAGUCGAGUCAGCCCGACAAUCAGUUCUCCAAUUCGCCGUACGUGAUUUUCUACUUCUCUGCGGGAAAAGCUUUCCCAGGCCCAGCUGAGUUCAAAGACAGGGUGCAGUUCGUCGGAGACAUCAACAAGAGGGACGUCUCGAUACAGCUGAGUCCGGCUCAGUUCAGCGACAACGGUACCUUCUUCUGCGACGUGAAGAACCCACCGGACAUAAUGGGGACGGCGGCUCGAACGGUGCUCAGGGUCGUCCUGAAAGAGUCUCUGCCUCAGAGCAACACCACCGUCAUCGUCGGAGCGGUUUGUGGUGCUUUAUUCCUGCUCGUCCUCAUCGCCGUGGGGGCCUGCGUUGUCAUGAGGGUGCUUCACAACCGCCAUGAUUACGAAGGAUGUACGUCCUUGGAAAGCGUGAGCACUCAGGCUCCGAAGCCACAAAAGAAGGUGGAGUCCAGCCUGGAGGGCUCCAGGUCUACCAGUCCCUCGGGUCCACUGCAGGGCCCGGUGAUAUACGCCCAGCUGGAUCACUCAGGCAGCAAAAACUCGUUCCAUAAGAUGGAGCCAGUCGUCUACGCUGACAUUCGUAAAAACUGAAGAGGAACCGGGGACGAAAAAAUUAAAUAAGUAAAACACAUUAAAGUAUCAGACCUCUCUAUCAGCUGCUCUUGGGAAGGGUGGGAAUAUUUCAACAGGGACAGAAAUUGGUGCAGUUUCUUAAUUUUUUUUUCCUUCCAUCUUUUGUCCUCUGAAACCUUUAUACUGUUACAUGGUAAAGUGAUGUCUCCAUGUGCUUUAUUGUAAAGACAAAAAAAGCAAAGAAACAGUACAGCGAACGCUCAAAGUAAGAAACGGUAUCAGACAAGACGCUGAGACGCAGACAACGCUGAUUUAAAAAAGGGAAAACCACAGCUCAGCGUCAGUCAAGACUUCAGUCACCCGAAACAUGUAAAAUAACACAAAUAUUUAAGAGUUCUGCAGCGGUGGUUGUCCUUAAACUGACACUUCGAUUAACCUCCUUUUGAAUUAACGCACAGCUUGUGCGAAAGGCUGCCGAGGCGCCGGUUCAUCUCCUCUGUGGUUCACUUCCAUGGGGUUCGAGUUUACGUCGCCUUCGGUAACUUUUUAACUUUGCAUGCAGUCAUGAGGACGUCUAAAAAACUAAAUUCGGUACUCCUCAGAGAAGCCGUCUGAUGUUAUCGUAUUACUGUGAAUGCUUCAGUUUUCUGUAGAGUUCUGGCAUGUUGUUGUGGUACCUUUCAAAAUAAAAUGCCUCCCAUUUGAAUUUCACCUCAGUGGAACAUCUUUAACCAGUUCUUGUUUCCUGUCUAUUUUUUUUUUCUAAACCAACUAUGGGUGCUCUGAGUGUUUGUUUUUUGUUUUUUUGUUUUGUUUUGUUUUCAAAGUGAAUAUUAACACACAGGCAGUGCAACCUGGGUAGAGUUUUGUGCUUUCCGCCUGUGAAAUGUGCAUGUUAAAAAAAAAACAAAAACAAAGUGUUCCUCUGAGGUGAAAUAUCUGCUUCUAUGAAAAGCUCACAAUUGCUAAAUACAC
This is a messenger RNA of Scatophagus argus, 2031 nucleotides long. RefSeq names its product myelin protein zero-like 1 like (gene mpzl1l). Lineage: Eukaryota; Metazoa; Chordata; Actinopteri; Scatophagidae. The record is from RefSeq and is a predicted model, not a curated record. The coding region runs from base 397 to 1074 and encodes 225 amino acids. Gene Ontology annotation, cellular component: cell surface; membrane; focal adhesion. The transcript is spliced from 6 exons.